This is a messenger RNA of Clonostachys solani, 393 nucleotides long. The record is from the annotation of a GenBank genome assembly. Lineage: Eukaryota; Fungi; Ascomycota; Sordariomycetes; Hypocreales; Bionectriaceae.
AUGCUUGAUCAGAGUAUGAAUGAGCUUAAAAGCACAAUUUGCCAGCAAUACGUUCCCAAAAUUUCCUUGCAUAUACAACAACUAUCAUAUGACGAGGACCAGCCGGCAGGAGCUGUGGAACUUUUCAUCCGCGCGAGGGCAGGAUUGUUCCGGCUUAAGAUUCUGUGUCUCGAUCUCGAAACAUCCCAAAUCCGGCGCAAUGAAGUGGGAGAUCUCAUAGGUGGCAAGGCCAAGACUAUCGCUGAAAGUUUGAAGACGAUUGCAAGUCUGGAGCGGGAGGUGAAGUACGCGUGGAGGAUUGAUUCAUGGGCGUCUCGAAAACUUGACAAAAAGCUACUUGAAAUUGUGGAAAGGGAAAAUGAGUAUUUUGCAGAUUUCUUUACUGAUUUUUAG